Anopheles maculipalpis is the source of this 2735-nucleotide messenger RNA. RefSeq names its product arylsulfatase B-like. The transcript is spliced from 7 exons. The record is from RefSeq and is a predicted model, not a curated record. The coding region runs from base 1 to 2676 and encodes 891 amino acids. NCBI's taxonomy places the organism in Eukaryota, Metazoa, Arthropoda, Insecta, Diptera, Culicidae.
AUGAGUAACCUAAGCGGUGUAUCCAUAAAAAGGAUGACACAUCUUGCCGUACUGCUCGUAUUAUGCAUCGUUGGCCAACCCGUGCUAGCGUACGGCCAGGCGCCCCGCAAGCCGCCAAACAUCGUCAUUAUCACAGCAGACGAUAUGGGCUGGCACGAUGUGGGUUUCCACGGUUCCAACCAGAUACCGACGCCGAACAUUGACGCCCUGGCGUACGACGGUAUCAUCCUCAAUCGGCACUAUUCCGCACCGAUGUGUACACCGUCGCGGGCAGCCUUGAUGACGGGCAGAAACCCGAUCAACGUGGGCAUGCAGCACUACGUGAUCGACAGCGAUGAGCCGUGGGGCCUCGGGCUGGACCAGCGCAUUAUGCCCGAGUACUUCCGGGCGGCUGGCUACCGCACGCACAUGAUCGGCAAGUGGCACCUUGGAUUCUUCACCGAGCACUACAUACCGACCAACCGGGGGUUCGAUACGCACAUCGGGUACCUCGGUCCGUACGUUGACUAUUGGAGCUACGUGUCGAAAAUGAACAGCGGUACAUUCCAGGGUUACGAUAUGCGUCAAAAUCGGUUCGUCAACUAUGCGGCCAACGGGACGUACGCUACGGAUUACUUCACAAUGGCCGCUAAGGACAUUAUCGCCCAGCAUGGGAAGAGCGAAGAACCGAUGCUGCUGGUACUAAAUCAUCUUGCACCACAUGCAGGAAACGAUGACGAUCCACUUCAAGCGCCCCAAGAAACGAUCGACAAAUUUACGUACAUCCAAAAUCGCGACCGUCGCACAUACGCAGCCAUGAUGUCCAAGCUGGACGACAGUGUGGGUGCGGUGUACGAAAGUCUAAAAGUGAACCGAAUGCUCCACAACUCAAUCAUUGUGUUUCUGAGCGAUAAUGGAGGUGUUACUCGAGGGAUGCACAGCAAUACUGGCUCCAACUAUCCGUUCCGGGGUCAAAAACAUUCUCCUUGGGAAGGUGCGGUUCGUACGGCAGCCCUCAUCUGGAGUCCUUUGCUCCAGGACACGCAACGUGUCUCCAACCAAUGGUUCCACAUCUCCGACUGGCUACCGACGCUAGCGUCUGCCGCAGGAAUUAAGGUGGGCAACGGUUCGUUUAGCGACAUCGAUGGAAUUGAUCAGUGGGAAGCGCUGGCGUACGGUACCGGUAAUCCCCGACAACGACUGAUGAACAAUCUGGAUGAAAUAUUCGGCUACACUAGCUACAUGGAGAAUGGUUUCAAGUACAUCAAUGGUACCACCCUGAACGGAGUUAACGAUGAGUGGUACGGUGAAACGGAUGCGUUCGAUAAACUGCCAACAGACGAUCAGUAUCUCAACGGUGUAAUGUCUACCACGAUUGCCAAAGCAGGCAUGCUGGAUGAAAAGCUCAUCACAUACCUUCGGCGACACGCCAGAGUUAACUGUGGCAAUGCGAUUCCGACCAAACGUUGCAACCCGCUAGUGAAACCGUGCCUUUUCGACAUCAUAAACGAUCCUUGCGAAAUGCACGACAUCUCUAGUCAGUAUCCGAGGAAGCUGCGCGAAAUCAGACAACAUCUGGAGCACUAUCGUGCGCGGGCGGUAAAGCCACGCAACCGACCCCACGAUCCGGAAGCUGACCCAACCAAAUUCGGUGGCGUUUGGAACUGGUGGCGUACCGAUCCGACCAGGCUAGCCAAACAGGACGACGAAAUACCACCACCGUCCCAUUCGCUGGCAAAGGACACGCAACUCUUUGUAAUUAUUCCAAUUGUAGUAGUUGGUAUUAUAUUCGUGUUUGGCACCUUACUCUAUCUUUCGAACAAAAAUCUUAUCAAACUGUGCCGUAGGAAAAAGCAGGACUCAUCGACCACGCCCAGCGAGAUACCGACUGAUGCGUCGAGCCCGGAUGGUAAAGCGACGGCCGAUGCCGCCUUUAGCUCGAAAAUUUACGUCAUUAGCGAUAGGGAUCUGGACAGUCGGCGAAUAAAUCUAAUUUUUAACAUGAAUUUGUUAAUGAAAAUUACUUUCCUCGGGUCACUUUGGCUUGCCACCAGCAUAAACUUUGUGAAGGCGAACUCGCUUGAGUACGAUGGUUGGCUAAAUAUCGCACUCUUCCAUGCGCUGGACAUUGACGAACCAAACAAAUUCACCCUUCGGGGCAACGUUACCGUCACCAACCGUAACACCGGCCUUGUUUCAGUGGCACAGGAACCGCUAUCACUGCAGGACAGAAACAAAUUGAAACGAUUAGCGCAAGAAAACCGGCUUUACCGCCUAGAGGCACACGUUACCGAUUCUGAUGGAGUAACUAAGUUUCUUACCUCGUCGAAAGCGUGUGCUCUGGCGAAAGCUCAGCUCACCGAUGUACUGUGGGUUUCGUUGGAUCAUUCGGGCAUGGUGACCGCGGUCACACAAUCGGUAAAUAAUGGCAAUAUGAACGAAUGCCGCGAUCUGUCCAAUACGGACGUUGACGUGCUGGAUGAAUUUAACACGGACGUGUACGUGAAGCAUACCGAAUCGGCUCCCAUCCCGGACACGGCCAGCUUCAUUCAGAAGAUGGAACGGGAACGUGAAGCUCGAGAACGCGGUGAAACGAAGGACAAUCGAAGCUUCUUUGCGAAAUACUGGAUGUAUCUUGUGCCGGUUGUCAUUCUACUACUAAUUUCAGCCACCAACCCGGAGGCAGGACAACGCUAAGUGGACCGCCUAUUGGGCGUGCUUCUUUCUUAAUUUAUAUUGCAUUUCCGACAUCAACC